Molecule: messenger RNA, 434 nt
Organism: Aegilops tauschii subsp. strangulata
Lineage: Eukaryota; Viridiplantae; Streptophyta; Magnoliopsida; Poales; Poaceae
Source: RefSeq, a predicted model, not a curated record
AUCAGCCAAGUGCACAAGAGCCGGGACGCAGAGGUUGCCAUGGUGAACCAGAUCCAGCAGAAAUCUGAGGCUGCUGGCAAGAAGCUUGAGGCUGACCUCGCUGAUCUCAAGAACCAGCUGAAGAUGCAAGGGAUGGAGACCCGGAAGGCAAAUGCCAAAUUUGUGUCCAGCAUCGCCGCGCAAGAGAAGCUGAAGACGGAGUUUGAUGCUGAACGGAAGGCAUGGGCCGAAGAGAAUGCCGCAUUGGUGAACCGGGCUGAACAGGCGGAGAAGGCUCUCUCCGAGAAGACCGCCGAGCUCUCCGGCCUAAAGUGCCAAGUGUCCCAGAUGGUGGCCGCAAUCUUCGGUAAGUCGUCUCACCAGCUUUCAUCAAGCUUAGAAUUUUUAUAUCUCAUAAUUCAUCCUUGUCGGCGGUUUAUCUGACUCUGUUAAAC